AUGAUCGGCGGCACCAGCGCCGGCGGCCUCAUGGCCGUCAUGCUCGGUCGCCUGUGCGACGAGCAUACAAACAGAUCUGGGAGGCCUGCCGCGCCACCUCCGCUGCAGCCACGUUCUACGAUCCUAUCGCUAUCGGCCCCUUCGACGAGUAAUUUCGAUGGCGCCCUCGGUAAGAACAACCCCGUUUUCGCCCUCUGGAACCAGGCGCUAGACGUGUGGGGCGAUCGGCUGCGGGGCAGCCUGUGGUGCCUGCCUGGUGUCGAUCGCACGGGAGUGCCCGUUCGACGGUGGAAAAAACUUGGGACGGAAAUCGAGAAGACGGAGGAGCAGUUCCGCCGCGACAAGGUCGACCUCGACAACGACGACCGCUACUUCCGCUUCAACGAGUCGAAGAAGAAGGCAGAGAUUGCGGCGGCGACCAGGGAUUAUGUCCAGUCGCAGGAGGUGUUGAAGCACAUGACGGCCCUUGCCAACGGUCUCUCAGCGUCGUCAAUAGCAGGGUGGGAUACGUUAUGCGUACGUCUGAUCGAUCUGGAGACCGACCAAGAUGGUCUUUUCAUAGCGUUCGAGGCUGGCGAGAGCUUGAUUGACCGGAUCUCUCUCUCGGGAGUACUUCAACCAGGCGAUGACCCUGUAACUGUCAGGCUGUCUAGCGUCAGCAAAGUACCUCCACGAUUCAAGCACGUCUAGGAGAGCGGAUCCGCUAUCAGAUAAGCGGCGCAGCGCUGUCCGAUCUAAUAGGUUAUGAAGGACAUUGAGAAUGAAAGCUCACAAUACUAC
Molecule: messenger RNA, 780 nt
Organism: Sodiomyces alkalinus F11
Lineage: Eukaryota; Fungi; Ascomycota; Sordariomycetes; Glomerellales; Plectosphaerellaceae
Exons: 5
Coding region: 1-690 (229 amino acids)
Source: RefSeq, a predicted model, not a curated record